AUGCCUGCUAAGCACAAGUCUGUCGAGCUUUUGAAGCUUAAUAACGGUUUCUCCAUCCCAAAUGUUGCCUUAGGUACUUGGAAAGCUAGCCCUGACGACUGUUAUAAUGCAGUCAUGACUGCUUUGAAAACUGGGUACAGACAUAUUGAUACCGCAAGAAUUUACAGAAAUGAAGUGUCGGUUGGUCGGGCAGUAAAUGACUUUCUAAGACAGUCUGACGUGAAAAGAGAGGAUCUUUUCAUCACAACCAAAAUUUCCCCAUAUGAAUUUCAGGACCCGGAAAAUGCAAUUCUCGCGUCAUUGGAAAGACUACAACUUGACUAUGUUGAUCUUUACUUGAUGCAUCACUGUGUGGCAGAGGUGACUGGCGAAGGUAUUACUCCCCGUGACGAAAAUGGAUAUAGAAAACACAUAUCCCCAGAAGUGUUCAGCUAUGUUGAUGCCUAUAGGCUACUUCAGAAGCUGAUCAAUAAAGGUUACACCAGAUCCAUUGGUAUUUGCAAUAUCAAUGUCCCAAAAAUUCAAAGACUUUUGGAAACAAAAGAUCUUAUUCCUCCUGCUGUUGUCCAGUGCGAAAUCCAUCCGUAUCUUCCGCAACAUGAGCUGGUUGAAUUCUGCAAGGCUAACAAUGUGGUCGUGGAGGCCUACUCCCCACUUGGCUCAACUGGUGCACCUUUACUUCACGAUCCGGUGAUUGUAGAGGUUGCCCAAAAGUAUGGAGUUACUCCAGCAUGUGUUGCACUCAGUUGGGCUGUUGCAAGGGGAACUGUGGUUCUUCCAAAAUCAACAACUGCUGAAAGAAUCAAAGACAACAUAUCCCUCAUCGAGCUUGAUGACAGUGACGUUUCUUUAAUUGGUAACAUCUAUAAGCGCAUGACUAAACGCUACCUUGAAUCAAAAUGGAAGAUAAACGUCUACGAAAGCGACGCCGACUUUAGACCACCUACGUAA
Molecule: messenger RNA, 951 nt
Organism: Ogataea haglerorum
Lineage: Eukaryota; Fungi; Ascomycota; Pichiomycetes; Pichiales; Pichiaceae
Exons: 1
Coding region: 1-951 (316 amino acids)
Cellular component (GO): cytosol
Molecular function (GO): aldose reductase (NADPH) activity
Source: RefSeq, a predicted model, not a curated record